CCUGCUCCGAAGCCUACCUGGUAUCACAAUGGUCGGGAAAUCAGUGAAGAUACCGAUGAAGGGUUUCGGUUUGAAUCGUACGGGAAGACAUUGGUAUUCAAUGUAACGCAAGACAAAGCCGGCAAGUAUGACUGCCGUUUUCCCGUCCAUAAUGACAUCGACAGGGCGUUCAACGUGGUAGUGGAAGGCGUACCAUAUGGUGAGGCACAGUUCGAGAAAGAUGAGCUGUCUACAAACACACAGAAUGAGCCGACUUCAUCGUACGAGAUUGCCAUUCAAAAGCGC
This is a messenger RNA of Ostertagia ostertagi, 285 nucleotides long. Lineage: Eukaryota; Metazoa; Nematoda; Chromadorea; Rhabditida; Trichostrongylidae. The record is from the annotation of a GenBank genome assembly.